AUAUCUUUUGUCGUCUCUUAAAAGAGCUCAUUGGCAGCUCACACGAAAGCGUACUAGCCAGGAGAGAUUCACGUGGACGGAAGAUCCUUAGUCGGAGAGACGUCUACUCGCCAUGUCUGACGCCGUGGCUAUCGUUCCAGAGUUGCCAUUCCAGCAACAGGUCUCUGAAUACGCUAGACACCUCACUCGCUCUCUACCUAAUGCGAGUGACAUUGCCGCCGCGAAAGAGUUCGUCGCGGGGUAUGAGAGCCAGGUCAAGGGAGAAGAAGGACAGGAAGUCCCAGAGUCCACACGGCAAGAGAUCGUCAGGAGUUUGGUGGAGAAGACUGUAGAGUUGAAGGGGGCGUUGGAAGCGUCGAAAGAGUCUGAAACCGAAUCUUCCCACCUUUUGCUCAAUUAUCUCCUCUCUUCCACUUUCGAGCCAUCCUCUUCGACCUUUAACGAACUCUCUCGAUCCGUCAUUGACAGUCUGAGGUCCGGAGGUGAGGCAGCCGCGUCCUCAUCACGGCCAACGAGGCUCGAUGCCGCGUGUAGAAUACUCAACAAUACCUACAACUAUCUUCCUCCCACGUCCUCCCUCCGCCCACAUACCCUCACAACGCUCCUCUCCCUCCUUGCUCUCUCGUCCGAACUUUCCGCUCUUCCGCUUCACACCGCUUCCCUCUCCGCUUCCUUGACACAAUGGGACAUUUCUUCUGAUGAGAAAAUCUCAUUCCUCCUUUCCGCGGCAGAUAUCUAUGCUCAAGCGGGUCAACUGCCUAAAGCUUUGGAAAUUCAACUGCUCGCUUUACGAUUGAAGCCUUCGUCCGAUAUCGCCGAGAGAGCUUUGGCGUUGGCUUUGGCGGAUCAGACGAGAUUUAGCUUGGACGAUGUCUUGCGAUUGGAAGGAGUCAAGGCAUCACUGAAUGGCAAGAUGGCGGAAGUUAAGGGGUUGUUUGAGGGAUCAGAUGAGGUUGGCGCUGUGAAGCAGGGACUAGAAUGGUCCUCAUCUUCAAGCAGCUGGAUCGAGGGAUUGAAAGUCCCCUCACUGACGAGCGAGAGCAUCGUUCGCAAAUUACGAUUGAUCGCUUUGACGACCUUGGCUGCCAAAUCGCCAAAGCAGGAGUUGACAUAUGAGGAGACCGCCAAAGCUCUUCAGAUAGACGAAAAGGACGUCGAAGCCUGGGUUAUUGAGGCCAUUCGAGCGUCCCUGAUCCGUGCUCGUUUAUCUCAACCUCAAUCCCUCAUCCGCAUAACCUACGUCUCAUCACGUGGUACACCAGCUUUCGGACCGUCCGAGUGGCAACUCUUGGAAAGACGUCUGGAACAAUGGCAAAAGGUCGUUGGAGACGCCAGGAAAGUCGUCGAGGAUGCGGAAGGAUUGGCAGCUCAGGGUCCAAUCACACAUCGUCCGAGGACUCAAGGACCGUCAGGUCAACAGCAGCGAGAGCAAGCUGGAGCAGCAGGAGGCAGAAGGGAGGAGGAAGUUGCAGCUUGAUGAAUGGCGUCGUUGACAUGGAUACGAGAUGCAUAUGCUGCGAGGUUCAGAUGCUGGUCCUGGUGUAUGCAAUAAUCUGAUGAUCU
Kockovaella imperatae is the source of this 1563-nucleotide messenger RNA. RefSeq lists its product as hypothetical. Bases 113 to 1477 code for a protein of 454 amino acids. Gene Ontology annotation, cellular component: eukaryotic translation initiation factor 3 complex. The record is from RefSeq and is a predicted model, not a curated record. NCBI's taxonomy places the organism in Eukaryota, Fungi, Basidiomycota, Tremellomycetes, Tremellales, Cuniculitremaceae. Gene Ontology annotation, biological process: cytoplasmic translational initiation. The transcript has 6 exons.